Trypanosoma cruzi is the source of this 2466-nucleotide messenger RNA. RefSeq lists its product as uncharacterized. The record is from RefSeq and is a predicted model, not a curated record. The transcript has a single exon. Gene Ontology annotation, cellular component: membrane. The coding region runs from base 1 to 2466 and encodes 821 amino acids. NCBI's taxonomy places the organism in Eukaryota, Euglenozoa, Kinetoplastea, Trypanosomatida, Trypanosomatidae.
AUGGGGGAUUUACCUUCCAAUGAGAGAAUUGGCUCGCGAGUGGUUUUCUCUGCGCAGCGUUCGCCUGCAUCGGUGCUUGAGGAUCCAUUAGCACAACAACGGGAGAGCGCCGAUUUUGCGUUGGAGAGGACACGGGAAAAUUCAGAGGGUAGUGGUCACAAUGCGUCCAACAUUCUUCUGAUUGAUCCCAAAAAGAUCAGUGACUUUAUGCGUUUUCGAGUGAUGUUUAUUGGAAUGCUUCUUUUUAUCAGCUCCUCCACGCAGGGGCUUCACGCGCUCUUUGCCCUGUACAUGGAGAAGGUCUACAUGUAUGACGUACGCACAAUGGUAGACAUUUUUGCAGCAGGUACGGCCUUUGGCUUGUUUGUCUUUCCGUUUGGAGCCAUGUAUGACUUUUUUGGACCGAAGAUUGUCAUUGGAAUAGCUACGGCAAUAACUUCUCUGAGCCACCUUUUGUUUGGUUUGACCUUCGCCGGACACAUUGAUGCAUCAAAGACGCGAUUUUGUAUUUACUUUGCCAUGAUGAACUGGGGCUGCUACGCCUUUGACGUGGCGGCAUUACCUGCCAUUUUGACCUACGCGCCUCGUGACCGCGCUCAACCGACGGGUGUAAUGAAAACAUUUUCCGGUAUGGGCGCUUCCUUGAUUUCGUGUAUGUUCCGCGGCUUUUUUAAAAAUCGUUACGACCACUUGAUGUACUUUCUCAUGGCGAUCGUUCUUGGAUUUGGACUGAUUGGGACCUUCUGCUUAAGCAACGCUCCGUACGAAGUGACUCGGUGGGAGGAUUCUCGUAUCUCACUGAAGGAACGACUGAGGCGGCAUCUUAUUCGGAAUCGUUACAUGUCGCAGCUUUUGCCAAAGCGUCGCUUCUACAUUUUGUCUUGUCUGUUGCUGGUUAUGAAUGUGUAUCUGUCUAUACAAGCCGUUUGUGCAGCAUAUUUCCAAAAAGAAAUGACGGAGGGGCAAUACAGGGGCAUAGCUAUUGGCGCCAUUGCGAUUGUUUUGGGUAUUCUUCUUCUUUUGGUUCCCCUACAUGCCCUUGAUGGAGAUACGCCACAGGAUCAUACUGUCCUUGAACGCGCGAGAGAAAAGGAGCGUAAGUUGGCAGAGUUACGAAGGCUGCGUCUGGCACGCGAGAGGGAAGAAAAGGAUGCUGAAAAAGAAGAAGAACGCGCACAAAAAGCUGUGGCCCACCAGAAUGCAGGGGACGUGGCCAUUGAAGUGAAAGACUUGCCUAGGAUUUUAGUGGAUCAAUCGUCACCGCAUGCAGACGGGCAUUCCGUGCUGUAUGAUAAUUCCCUGCAGCACAAAGACGGGGAAAAAGAUGAUGAAGAUGGUGAGGAAACACAACACCGCAGGUAUCUUCCUUUGGACCCCGAAGUGAGUCUUUUUGAGGCGGAUGAUUUAAUUCCAAUUGAAGCGAGGGAUGACGAUGCUUCCCGAAACAGCCGGCAACGGUUGGGUAAUACUUCUAUCGCCACUAGAGUGUCGGUCUCCAAUGUUUCCUUGGCGGCUCGUAGGAAAGACAAUGAAGGCGCCGAAAUGGAUUUUAUUACGCGUGAAUUGUCGACAUACGAUCGGCCACACGUUGAGACCAUCACUGUCUGUGGUGAAGUCUUUGUUACACCCGUUUAUGAGACAUCAUUUUUGCUGAGCUUGACGUAUGUGGAUUUGUGGCUGCUUUUUUACACCGUAUUUGCCGUUUGGGGCGUUGGCAUAACGUUGACAGCGAAUUGGAACAUCCGAAUUAUGGUUGGCAGCGUCUUCAAGGGUUUGGAUUACCAAACGUAUGUUCUUUUUGCCACUUUGGCAGGUAUUUCAACUGCGUUUGGUCGGGUGGCUAUUGGUGGGUAUGAGGUUCUUCUGCUUUACAUUGGUAAAAGGAGAGGUGUUAUGUUGCCCGCUACUAUCGCACUUCCUGUGCCCAGUGUGAUGUUGUCACUGGCUCUCAUCUUUUACCUUUCCUUUCCUGGAAAUUAUUCACUUCUCGUGGUUUAUAUAAUUGCCGCCGUCGCCUACGGUUUCAGCACUUCAAUGACCAUAUAUGUCAUUGGUAUUAUAUUUAAGCGUGACAUUGGAAUGCACUACGGGUUUUGCUUCUUAGGUGCCGCCCUUGGCAUUGUGUUGCUGUACCGCGUGCUCCUUUUCCAUGUGUAUGAUCAUCACAAAUCAGGUUUGACCCCCAGUUUACAGGUGAAUAAAGAAGGUAUUUGCAUGGGAAAGGAAUGCCUGCAGAAGACGCUGAUUGUGUACCUCAUUCUUGUCUUUUUGUCUAUCGGCACGAGUAUCUGGCUGCACUACCGCUACUGGAAGUUGGUUCACGGCAAACUGAAGCAUAAGCGCGUUAUAACACACUUUGUGAAGAAGCGUCUUCGCCGAAUAAAUAGAAGACGGGAAAAAUGCCACGCAACAGAGGAAGGGGCACAACAACAACAACAAGAAGAAGAAGAAGAGGAAAAGCGAUAG